Messenger RNA from Pelmatolapia mariae (spotted tilapia), 6298 nucleotides. It is a transcript of the gene gabra6b, whose product is annotated as gamma-aminobutyric acid type A receptor subunit alpha6b. The coding region runs from base 183 to 1610 and encodes 475 amino acids. Gene Ontology annotation, biological process: gamma-aminobutyric acid signaling pathway; chloride transmembrane transport; synaptic transmission, GABAergic. The record is from RefSeq and is a predicted model, not a curated record. The transcript has 10 exons. Gene Ontology annotation, molecular function: GABA-A receptor activity; GABA-gated chloride ion channel activity; inhibitory extracellular ligand-gated monoatomic ion channel activity. Gene Ontology annotation, cellular component: dendrite membrane; postsynapse; synapse. Lineage: Eukaryota; Metazoa; Chordata; Actinopteri; Cichliformes; Cichlidae.
UCUUCCUCUUCACUCUCUUAAAAACUCUUCAGGUUUUUCCAGCUGAGCGAUUCAGGCUGAGGCGGGCGCAACCGCACUAGAGGGGAAGUCAAGUCGUGCUGGACUGGCGCGGUAUCCUCUCACGGUUUACAAGUAAAGCAAGACCGGACUCGCAUUUUAUCAAGCUUCGAAAAUGAUGGAAUAUGCUGAUUUUAAAAGUUGACCUGGGAUUUCUAGUUGUCAGGUGUCGAGGCAUGGCUUUCCUUGUAACUUGCUUAUUUUUGUCUUGUUACAGUGCUAACAGUGUUUGGGGAAAUCAGCACAGUGAGACCAGUAUAUAUUUGGAUAACAUCACGCGUAUAUUGGAUAGAUUACUGGAUGGCUAUGACAACAGACUGCGACCUGGAUUUGGAGGUCCAGUUACAGAGGUCAAAACUGACAUCUUUGUCACCAGCUUUGGACCUGUUUCAGAUGUUGAGAUGGAAUACACCAUGGAUGUGUUCUUUCGUCAGACGUGGAUUGACGAACGACUAAAAUUUGAGGGCCCCAUUGAGAUCCUGCGGCUCAACAACUUGAUGGUCAGCAAGAUCUGGACACCGGACACAUUUUUCCGCAAUGGCAAGAGGUCGAUCUCUCACAACAUGACUACCCCCAACAAGCUGUUCCGCAUCAUGCAGAACGGAACUAUCCUCUACACCAUGAGAUUAACUAUAAAUGCAGAGUGCCCCAUGCGUCUGAUGAACUUCCCCAUGGAUGGCCAUGCCUGCCCACUUAAGUUUGGGAGUUAUGCUUACCCUAUCAGUGAAAUUGUGUACACAUGGAAGAAAGGUCCUCUGUCAUCUGUUGAAGUGCCACAGGAAUCUUCCAGUUUGCUGCAGUAUGACCUUAUUGGUCAGACAGUGUCCAGUGAGAGACUAAAAUCCAAUACAGGUGAAUAUGUCAUUAUGACCGUUCAUUUUCACCUGCAAAGGAAAAUGGGCUUCUUCUUGAUUCAGACUUACAUUCCCUGUAUCAUGACUGUCAUCCUGGCCCAAGUCUCAUUCUGGAUUAAUAAGGAAUCAGUUCCAGCUCGGACUGUGUUCGGUAUCACCACUGUCUUGACGAUGACAACACUCAGCAUCAGUGCCCGCCACUCACUCCCUAAAGUCUCCUAUGCCACAGCCAUGGAUUGGUUCAUUGCUGUUUGCUUUGCCUUUGUCUUCUCCGCCCUGAUUGAGUUUGCAGCCGUCAACUACUUCUCCACCUUACAGGCCAACAGGGAGCACCGGAAAGCAGCGGCCAUGAAGGUAGCAGCUCAGGAGGCAGCCGCUGCAGCCGCAGCUCCUGCUGUGGCCGCAGUGAAUGACGUAGAGGUGUCCUCAGUGGAUGCCAGUAGUGUGCUUAAGAAGAGGAUGAACUCCACCCCGAUGUUUGAGCGUCCUGCCAAGACAUUUCCCAACCCACCGGUCAAUGCCCAAGCAUUCCUCCAGCAAGGUUCAGCUGUACCGGCCAACAAUGUUCUGACUGGCACCAGCAUCAUCGACAAAUACUCACGCAUCCUUUUCCCCCUUUCAUUUGGCGCCUUCAACCUGGUCUACUGGAUUGUCUAUCUCACCAAGGACACAAUGGAGAUGUCCAGGGAUACCAUCUAGGCCUAGUGUUUGUUCUUCUGGAUGGCGCACACACACUUACAUGCAUAUAUUUACAUUUAUAUGUAUCAGCCACAACCUUAAAACCAGCGACCGUUGAAGUGAACAACACUGAUCAGUUCAUUUAAAUGCAGCACUCUUCUGGGAAACCUUGUGCUCUGACAUUCAUAUGGAUAUUACUUUGACUUGAACUGCUUACCUAACCUUUGUUCCAGACUAAGCACACCCCACCAUUGCAACAACACUCCCCAACAACAGCAACCUUCCCAAACAGUAUAAUCUACCCCAUGAUAUAAAAACUCCUCAGGAAUGGGUGAAGAACACAACAAAGACAAAAGUUCCCAGAUACUUAUCUGAUGAUGGAUCAGUGGAAUUUUCUAGAAUGAGCCACAAAUUCACAGGAGAUACACUCUACAGAAGCCAGACACCAGAGGACACCCAGCCUCAGACAUCCCAUGUCCAUAUCUGGACAGGUUAGAGUUGCUUUUGCAGAUCAAGUGGAACCCAGUGCUAGGCAAUUAGAUUUAUUGUUAUGGCUAAUCUGAUAUAUAUUUAUGGGGCACAAACAAAAAGUUCCACUUCUCCAUAAAAAAGCAAAACUAAACAAAACCCAGUUAAGUAAGUUAUUAAGUUCUUUUGAUGUCUUGCACUACUUGCAAUGCUCCUACUCUAUUUAUCAUUCCAAGUAGCCAACUCAAGUAGGUAAGUAAUACUGGUGGUAAGUGACAGUUGGAUUGUUAUGACUAAAAACUGCUAUGUACACAUUGCAACACAAGCCAGACUAUUUGUGCCAAAUGCUUCCCCUUAAACACUUCAGGAUGUAAGCGAAAAGUCUGAACCUGGAGUUACACAGUACAUGAAACAAAAGAUAACCAUGACUCUGGUCAUGCUCCUGACCUGAUGUACCACCUAUUUGGACAUUAUAGGCCCUUCUACUACUGACUGCUGCUUAGUCACUUGGCUCUGUCUGACCCAUCUCUAAUCAUUGUUAUUUACAUUUUGAAGAGAUCUAGUUCCUUAAUCCAGAAAGAAUACCACAGGAGAUUCAGAUAUUAAUUGUAGUAUAUGUUUACCUGGCUGCAGAACUAGGGCAUCCACACAUCUAUAAGUUAUAAAAGUUAUAAGUUAUUUUUGAACUUCCAAAAAUAUUACGCUCAUCCAUUUAUUCAGAUAAAAUAUUUUCUAAUUUAAUAUCAGCUCACUGACUUUUAUAUGGCUGCAAAUACAAGUAAACAUAGUAUAGAAAGACGCCAGAUAAAGGCUUCAAGGCUACCUGUAGAAUUUAUUCUUUAUGUUACAAAUCACAAUCCCUAACCUUAACCCAUUGAACCCUUCCUAACAGCAAAGCAGAUAUAAUCUAAAAAUCCGUCUAUAAUAUUGAGUAAGUUUGCCACUGAACUUUGUCUAUAAGUUACACGACAAAAGCAAAAAUAUAUUUAAAAAAAAAAAAAAAAAACCCAGGUUGCCGGAUUCUAGUGCUGGAGAAGAUAGAACAUUUAUGGGGAGAUUCACCAUAUUUAAAUCAGUUAUAGUCUUAUUUCUUUUAUGGGCAGGAUAUGCAGAACAAUCUGAUCACUUAAUAAACUGGAUUUUCACACAAAGAAAAAAAAAAUUUGCCAAGCUCUCUUUUUUGCCACCUCAGUGCAUUGUAUUUCAUUUUAUCUUGUUGCAUGGAAAGCGAGUGCUUUGAUAGCAGAUGUACCUGCUCCUUUUGCCAACUUGACCAGGCAACUCAAAGCCAUAUGAGCUCCAGAGCCCCAUGCUCUGGUAUAAUUUAAAACAGAAACUACAUCUCUCUACCAGUCUUUUUCAUUCAUUUCAAAUCUCUGAGAUAUAACAAAAAAAAUUACCCAUUAGGAAUAUCUGGGGUAGGACCUACUUUGGGAGAGCAAGAGCUAAAGCAUCCACACAGAUCCACUUUGUUGUAUGUAUUGAUUUUCUGUGUGCAUGCAAUUCACAUGCAGUUCCAGACAUCAGAAUGAUAUUGCGUCUGUGUUUGAAAUGACGCAUUUCCUGCUUCAAUAUUUAGAACACACGUAAGGGAAUAAGUGUACUCGUCCUGAUACUGUAUCUAUUGUGACUGAGUGACUGAAUUGCAGGAACUCUCUCACUGCCAGCUCUACUUUCCACUAUUCAUUUUUUCCCUUCCAACACUCUAUUUUUUGGUUCAUUGGCUUAAUUUCCCUCUGCUGGAGUAUAGAGGAUGUGAAGAAAAAUCUUCAAAGGGUUUAGAUGGUGUGUUCCACAGAUUCAUUGGCUGCACUGAAUAUUUAGUGUCACAUGCAGAUGCAGAUGGAAAAAACGUGUGCAUACAGUUACUAGAGUGUUAAAACAUCCACGCAUACCAUUUAUUUACACUUUAUGUUUGUUACGAUUUGGGGUCAAAUUAUAUAUCCUAGAAGUAUAUAUAUAUAUAAAAUGAGAAAAUUACACUUUGUUUGAGCCACAUUUUUGGACUAAAAUAUUGACAUUACUUGCAACCAUUUAAUACAGUGAGGCAUGCCAAUAACCCCCUUUUCACAGAAAAUAUUUAAACCUUUAUAUGCUAAUGUAAGCAUUUUAUUAUUCAAUACUUAUUUUUUCUCCUUUUUUUCAUAAUUUUAAUUGAAGUUUAAUGAUUCCUGCAUUGGUUCCCAAUAAUUUGUCAAGAUGACAGCCAUUGCUCUAGUUUUUCAUUAAAAAGCAGCAGAAAUAGAAAAUUAAAGCUAUCAUCACCAAUUAUACAAAAUGCCAAGACAUAUUCAUUAAUAAUCCACUUAUGUGGAUUAGCAUAUGAUUAUGCAGUGUUUCCAAUUAAGUAAAAAGGGUAACAUGUUCAAGAUAUGUGGUGUCUACAUCUAAACCAGUGUUUUUACUGCCUCAUUGCAUGCAUCAUGCACGAAGGGUGUUUUGAUUUAAAGCGCUUUUAUUAACAAAGACACAAAAAAUAAUAUUAUUUAAUAUUUGAUAGUAUUAAUAAUUAUUAUUCAUAUUAAAUUUAAAAAAAAAACACCUGACUACAGCACCAAAAGAUUGUAUGAAGUCUGAAGUCUGUGUCUGUUGAGUGGCUGUUUGAUAUUGAUGAAACAUAAACAAACUUUAUGGUGGAGAAGUUUUUCCCCAUCUUCUUGUUCAGUUUUGAAUAUUCAGUUCGAAACAAGAAAUAACAUCAUGUUUAGUAGUAUUCAAUCAUUUUAUGUAAUUAUUGUAUCUUAUAUGAACAUUUGUGAAAACACAGAUAUAAUCAGUAAUGCAAAGGUCAAAUGAAGACAAUAUGCAAUGCAACAAAAAAUGCAAUAAUAAAUCAGUUUGAACUCUGAGGUUCAGAUCAAUUUCAUAGAAAAUCAUGGUAGGAUGCAAAUGUUUUCUUUUUUUUUCUAAAUUAGCAUUUUAAAUCUGUUAAUAAUAAUAACAACAAUAAUAAUACAUUAAUAGAAGGGUCUUUGAAUAUUGCCAAGGAUUAUACAUAGCUGUUUUAUAUGCCAUCACUGCAUGGUAUGAUCACAGUUGCCAUUAGGUUAGCCACUUUAUUAGGGUUAAGAAGAGAUGUGUUCUGCUUGUUCUGUUUUAAUAAGUUUGUAGAUCUGUGAAAGAUAGAAUGUCUUGUAUCCUACAUGAAAAAUCUGAUGUUCUAGGUGAAUUGUGUUUGAGAUCCUUGUUCAGUUGACACUGAAACAAAGUGUAUUGUGAUCUAUGAUCUUUGUAAACUGAUUUUCAAAGAUUUGCUCAUUUUAAAACCUGUUGUGCAUUUUUUUUCACAUGUAAAUUAGAAGACUAAAGUAACAAUAAUGGCAGUCUCUAUAAACGGUCCUUGUAUCUUCCUUCUUUCCCUACUUUAUUCAUCACCCUCUUCCCCUCUGUCUAUGAGGCAGAGGCUGAAGAGAUGGGACGUUUCAACCCUUAAUGCCCUGUAUGUCAGGCUGUGUUGUGGAACUGCCAGUGAAAUCAGACUGCUAGAGAACUAUUGGUGCAACCCCAAUGGAGCCUCAGAGCACUGACUUUGUUCCACCUCCAGCAGUGACUGGGCAUUUUUUCUGCAGAACAAUAUUCAGUCAAAUAAUCAGUUUACACAGUGCUGAGAAACUUUUUUUCUAUACGACUGAACUUGUAUGCAUUUACCCAAAGCCUAGUUGCAAGAAUCACAUCUGCAUGAACUCUGACCCUUUAUGUGUAUGUUAGGGUUGUUGAAUGUAGAAGAUAAUGGACUCUAUAUAAAAUAGAAUUCUAUUGUUCUGGUGACUUUGGCCACAAAUUGGCCUUUGCAGUUUUUAUUUUUAUUUUUAUUUUUUUGGUCAUUCCACAGACAUGGGCUUAUUGAUUCUUUAUCAAAUGAUGCUUUUUUCUUUUUUUUCUUAUUUGCCUAGAAAUUUUUACCACACCUUAGAAGACAGUGAAUGCCAUAUACUGUUAUAUUAUGUGUAUAUUUUGUGAAUAUAAUGAGAUAUUUCUGUAUGUACUCCUAUUGUAUGACUCUGCUUGAUGAUCAUCUCCACAUCUUCACAGUAUUAGCCAUUUGUACCUGUUUGAAUGACUACAGCUUUUUACAUUUUAUGAAUUUAGUUGAUCCUUUUAUGCUCCUUUAUACACUGUUACCAAGUAUGGCUUGUUUUUUGUUUGUGUUUAUUUAUUAAUUUAUUUUCAAAAGAUAAUAUUUGCAUAUUCAGUUCUCUCGUCCAUGUUUUGUCAAUAAAUGACCCCUUUAAAUAUAAAUA